Molecule: messenger RNA, 870 nt
Organism: Geosmithia morbida
Lineage: Eukaryota; Fungi; Ascomycota; Sordariomycetes; Hypocreales; Bionectriaceae
Exons: 4
Coding region: 1-870 (289 amino acids)
Source: RefSeq, a predicted model, not a curated record
AUGCCAUCCAACACGAUCAAGUGCAUCCUAUGUGGCGUACGCAAGCCACUGAACGAAUUCAGCAAGCGAGCUAGAAAGUGUCAGGAAUCUUCCUGCAAACGAUGCGUCGCCUGGACCGAGACCCAAGAACCAGGAGUCAUCCCCGCCCCCCUCGAGACAGGCCACGUCUCCGUCGAAGAGUUUGCCCAUAACUAUUGGGGUGACGAGUUUCGCACAGCCGAGGAUUUCGAAGAGCAUACUUAUCACUAUCAAGAGGCCGAAGAAGCUCGGAAGAGCAGCAGUUCCGCUCUCGCCAAGGACGACACCCACUCCAAGGCAGCCACCGAAACUGCCUCGGAGACGGCCAUCGCUAGCCUGCCAGCCCAUCUGCAGAGGAGAGCAAGACGUAUAGCCUCCACCCAGCCGUCCGACGUCGAGACCGCCACGGCCGCCGCUCUGACCUCCCUUCCACCUCACCUCCGUCCUAAGGAGGAGGAGAAGAAGAAGAGGAGGAGUGAGGGGCUGUCCAGGGAUAGUGAGAGCACCCAUCAGGACGGGGAGCCCAAGGAGGUGGUGAGGAAGAAGCAGUGGUUCAACGCCUACGGUCCAGACGACCAGGCCGACAGGGUCCGUGCCAAGGCCAAGGCCAUGACCGUUGCCGCACCGCUAGAGGCGAGUGCCGUUGCCGUGUCCAACAGGCCUGGUAGCCUCCCCUUUUCCCCGGAGGAUGCUGUGGCUGCCGGUAAUGGUCGGACCGGCACUUGGCCACUAAAGCUGGAUAGCUGGUCCGUGCCCAACCUGACAUUCAAGAGGGUCAUCGAGGAGGAGGAUCAUGGUGCCACCACCGGUCAGAGGCCCCUUGGGUUCUGCGCCUCGGACGAAUCUGAGUAA